Messenger RNA from Closterium sp. Naga37s-1, 1188 nucleotides. The record is from the annotation of a GenBank genome assembly. Lineage: Eukaryota; Viridiplantae; Streptophyta; Zygnematophyceae; Desmidiales; Closteriaceae.
AUGGUGGCAAAGGACCCAGCCUUUGCCCGGGGACGCAAGCCAGGUCCCCUGCGAGGCAUAAUCCCGUGGGGCAAGAUGCGAGCUCUUUCCAACCUCCUUCUCGUGAGCGUGGCGGGGAAUGAAGUGUCCGGGCCCGUGCUGCCGCCCACCAUCUUUCGAUUCCCCAAGCUCAAGGAAAUCAACUUCAUGGACAACAAGAUGGUCGGACCCAUCCCCAACACGCUCUCCGCUUUGAAGUCUCUCCAGAAGCUUGAUGUGAGCAUGAAUCGCAUCACGGGGCCCAUCCCACCUGGCGUUUCCACCCUCACCGCCCUCACAUCGCUCGCUGUCUCUUACAACCAGAUGACCGGCGCGCUGCUGCCAGGACUAGGCAACCUGCGACAGCUGAGAACACUGGACCUGGGGGGAAACAAGUUUCAGGGGGCCAUGCCUGCAAGCUGGGACACCAACUUUGGAGGUGUCUGCAAGCUAAAUCUGGGGGGGAUGCCGACAGCAUGGGGGAGCGGUGCGGACAGCAUGGGAGAGGGGGGGGGGGGGAGUGUCGCGGAACCCAGUGAGGCGGCUGCUGCUGGGCAGCUGGGCAAGCAGCUGGGUGAGGCAGCCGCUGCUUGCCUUAUGCUCGCUCCAACCCCUCCGCUGCUUGCCUUAUGCUCGCUCCAACCCCUCCACUGCUUGCCUUAUGCUCGCUCCAACCCCUCCGCUGCUUGCCUUAUGCUCGCUCCAACCCCUCCGCUCCUUGCCUUUUGCUCGCUCCAACCCCUCCACUGCUUGCCUUAUGCUCGCUCCAACCCCUCCGCUGCUUGCCUUAUGCUUGCUCCAACCCCUCCGCUGCUUGCCUUAUGCUCGCUCCAACCCCUCCGCUGCUUGCCUUAUGCUCGCUCCAACCCCUCCGCUGCUUGCCUUAUGCUCGCUCCAACCCCUCUGCUGCUUGCCUUAAGCUUGCUCCAACCCCUCCGCUGCUUGCCUUAUGCUCGCUACAACCCCUCCGCGUCCCCCUUAUUCUCCUUUCUUUCCUCUCCCCUCUCCUCUUUACAGCAAUCUACAGAAGCUGAAUUUGGGAGGGGCAGUGCCGGCAGCAUGGGCGGGCAUGGUGUAUCUCAAGCACUUCGUGGCGUCGGCUACUCGCAUGCGCGGCCGCUUCCCCUCUGUGCUGCUCAAGCUGCCACGCAUCGCAGACAUGUGAGUUGA